AUGUGGGCGGGCGGAGACUCGCAAGCGCCUGGUAGCGCUCUGCUCGGUCGACGAGACCGCUGUCAGCCCAUCGCAGACGCGUUGCCCGCCCGAAGACCGCCUUACCGUCUUCUCCUAUGCAUCCCGGUAGAUGGCCGUGUGUUCGCAAAGCUAGACGUGAGCCACUUGUUGCUGGACGGGCGUUCAAAGCUCCUUAUGCUUCGCGAGUUGGUGGACGCCUUCGACCGGCUGGGCGAGGAGCGUCAGGCUAUUUUGUCACGGAAGCCCUGCGCAAACCUCAUGGCCAGCGCCAUGAAGCAAACCAACAACGCUGACCGCCGCGCAAACAACCUGGCGUAUUAG
This is a messenger RNA of Pyricularia grisea, 342 nucleotides long. RefSeq lists its product as uncharacterized. The transcript has 2 exons. Lineage: Eukaryota; Fungi; Ascomycota; Sordariomycetes; Magnaporthales; Pyriculariaceae. The record is from RefSeq and is a predicted model, not a curated record. The coding region runs from base 1 to 342 and encodes 113 amino acids.